This is a messenger RNA of Thlaspi arvense, 357 nucleotides long. NCBI's taxonomy places the organism in Eukaryota, Viridiplantae, Streptophyta, Magnoliopsida, Brassicales, Brassicaceae. The record is from the annotation of a GenBank genome assembly.
AUGAUAGUGGAGCUCACACUGACUAUGGUCAAAAACUUUGCCGGUGAGUGGGUAUCAGCUACUCCAAUCCCUGGAUCAUUAAUCUGCAACAUCGGUGACAUGUUAAAGAUACUUUCAAACGGAGUAUAUGAAUCAAGGAUUCAUAGAGUGAUCAAUAACUCUCCUCGAUACCGUGUAUGUGUUGCAUUGUUCUACGAGGGUAACUUCGACGCAGAGGUGAAGCCAUUGGAUAUCUUCAAAGACAAGUACCCAGGAAAUGAAAUAUCUCAAGAUUCCAACAGAGUAGUCUAUGGAGAGUAUCUUGUUAACAAACUCCAUAAGACCUUUGCAAUUUUAGACGGAACACAAUUAAUCUGA